UACCAGUCAUCGGCAAGUCCACACACACGCGUACACACACUCUCUCACACGCAUCCUACAUAAACACGCACAUCCUGAUGCACACAAUCCUCUCCCACUCUCGCCCUGCUCACGCCGCGCUCACCAGCUCAGUGUUUGCCUCUGAAUGUAGCCUUGCCUCACUGUCUCCUGCGGAGGUUACCCACCCACCUACCUAGCCACUCACUUAGCGACUCACUCACCUACCUACUCGCCUAUCCACUCACUCAUUCUCACCCAUCCACUCACCCACCCACUAUCUCACUUGCUCGCUCAUUCUCACCCACUCACUAACCUACCCGGCCACCCACUAACCCGCUCUACCACUCACUUACCUUACCCACCCACUCAUUCUCACCCAAUCACCUACUCAUCCUCACAAAUCUACUCAUCCUCACAAAUCCACUCACCCAGCCACAAACCCGCUCCAGCAACCACUCACUCCUCUCGCAGUCACUCGCUUCACCCAAUCACCCGUCUGCUCACCUACCCAUCCAUUCACCUACUCAUCCACACUCACAAAUCCACUCACCCACCCACUCACCCUCUCUACCAACCACUCACCCACCCACCCAGCAAGAUGGACAUCUGGGACGCGUACCGCGAGCUCACUGCUGGGAUAUCGGAGUUGGACUUUGAUGCCGAAGCUCAGCCGUCCCGCCUCCUCCUCACCCUGCCACACGCCUUCCCCGUGGCCGUCAACUCCUCCGACCAGGUGCUCAUCGCCGCCUCCACCCUGGGUUCAGGACGCAUGGUUGUCCUCUCCCACGAGACCUACCUCUCCUCGCCCAAAUUCCACCACUUCCUUCUCAACUCCAUCGCCUGGCUCUCCUCUUCCCCCGCCUCCUCGCAUGCUGGCUCAAUCGCCCUGAGCCAGAGCCUGCGUGGAUCAGCACUGAGCCAGCUGCUGCUUAGGCAGGGGCUCGGCGUCAUCGAUGAGCCAUCGGACCUGAGCGAGGAGGAGGAGGAGAAUAAUGAGGUGGAGGUGGACGAGAAACGGAAGGAGACGCAUGGGGGCAUCUCCGUCCUCUGCACGGACGCCUACGCCGCACGGGACUGGGGGGCCCUGGAGAGAUUUGUGAGGCGUGGUGGGGGGCUGCUGGUGGGGGGCCAGGCCUGGUACUGGACGACCGUGAACGGAAACCCCGCGGACCCCCUGGAUGGAUUCCCUGGUAACAGGGUCAUGGGAGCGGCCGGGAUCCUGGUGAGCCGAGACACGGCGGAGAAGGGGCCGGUGAUGGUGAGCGACGAGGUGCCGGAGGCGGCGAUCUUGUACAGCUACAAGCCCUGCUAUGGCGCUGAUUACGAGCAGAUAGCAGCCGCUAUUGACUGUGCAGAAAUAGCCCUGGGCACUGAGUGCCCCUCGCAGGUGGUGGCCCACGGCUCCAUGGCCUUCCCCCUGCUGGUGGACGGCGAGGGCCGCGCUGUGGUUGGAGCCUCGCGUCACGGGGCGGGCCGCGUUGUGGUGUUCGGCCACGAGACCAUCGCGGCCACCCGACCCAGCGCCCGCCCCGCCCUCGCCUCCGCACUCGCGUGGCUGGCAGGGGGGGACGCCCCUCCCCCCUCCACGGGGCUGGCCAUGGUGGGGACCGUGGGGAUACGAGCCGGGUCUCACCUGGCUGGACUCAAGGAGACACUUACAAACCUGGGAGUGCCCCGCGUUGUCGAAUUCGACUCGUUCCCCAGGGGUGCCCGGCCACCCAACCUCUCUGUGUUCUGCUGCCCGGCUUACGGACCUUUCGCUGGCUUGGGGAGGGAUGGCGAGGAGGUGGAGGCGAUCCGUGAGUUCGUGGCGCAAGGUGGUGGAGGGCUUCUCGUAGCGGGCCAGGCGUGGUGGUGGAGCUCCAGCCGUCCGGGGAUGUCUGCUGUGGACCUCUACCCUGGGAACCGCAUCAUCAACAGCAUGGGCCUCACCAUCACGGCCGUAGCCUGUGGUGAAGGCCGCCUCCUCCUCUCCGGGCGGCCUCUCCAGACGGUCCCCGCUCUCGACUGCCCUCGCUCCACUGCCCCCAUCUCCUUGCGCCUGGGCCUGCGUGAUUUUGCAUGUCACCUCAUGAAGAAGUCCCAGCUGUCCGGGCCACGUCUCACGAACCUGGUCUCCCUCCUGCGAAGAGACCUGGUCCCCUUGCUCGGAAGUCGCGACCCGGCGUUUCGUCCGCUGCGGGCCAUUGUGUGGGACCUCCUCCGAGGGCCACUGUGGCCCGACCUGGCUGCGGUUGGUCCAGAGAGGCCCGUGCAGGCCCACAACGUGGUGGACGGUCUGCUGGUGACAUUGUUGGCGGCCUUGUGCAAUGGUGGAGGUGGCAGAGGUGGACGAUGUGGAGGACAUGGAAGAGGAGGAGGAGAGGAGUUCUUCAGUCUCGGAGACAUCUUUCCAGGAAGACCUUUGGAGCCGACGUAUAGAGGUUGGCAAGAAGUCACCAUUGAUGUCUCUAGCAAGGAGGGGCUGACAUGGGUCAGCACCGGCCUCUACGCUCCACCUGCUCAGCGCGUGCUGCUCGACCUCCCAUCGCUCGCACUUGGCAGAGGCAUCCAGAUCCAGUUGGGAUGCCACACUGAUCAGCUGUACGAUUCCAAAACUAUGAAACGCCACCCAGAAGUUACCCGCAGCAUGCCAGUGGUGCGCGGAGAGAUGGACCGGGGAGCUAUGGAGGUGGCGUCGAGUUGGGGGGGGCUCUUGUAUUUGCUGGUGCCGGAGGGGGUGAGCCUGGGGAAGAUCCGCGUGAGGGUUAGGGGAGCGGCGAGAGCCCCCUACUUCAAGUUGGGCGAGACCAGCCUGCAGCACUGGCAGGAGUUCGAACGGCACUACCCCGCUCCCUGGUCCGAGCUGGCCUGCGAUAGCCUCAUCCUUACGGUGCCGUCGGAGGCCGCGCGUGGGCUGGCCGACCCCGAGAGGCUGAUGCGGCUGUGGGACCGCAUGACGGGAGCCAUCGCCUACCUGGCCGCCGAACCGCACCCGUCUGCGCGGCCGGAGCGAAUCGUGGUGGACGAGCAGAUCAGCCACGGCUGGAUGCAUGCGGGAUACCCCAUCAUGGUGCACCGCGCAUCCAUCCCCAAGCUUCUGAACGAGGAGGAGAUGCGUGCGGAGGGCAUGUGGGGACCCCUCCACGAGCUCGGCCACAACCGCCAGCGGCCCGCUUGGAACUUCCCACCCCACACCACGGAGGCCACCAACAACCUCUUCGCCGUCUACGUCCACGAGGAGGUGCUUGGGGUGGCGCGGGCGCGCGCCCACCCUGACCUGCGCCCUGCCGAGCGGGAGCGGCGCCUCCGCGAUCACGUGGACGCAGGCUGCCCGCUCGCCGCGUGGACCGUGUUCACCUGCCUGGAGACCUACUUGCAGCUUCAGGAGGCCUUUGGCUGGGACCCUUUCGUGCGGCUGUUUGGAGACUACCAGCGGGCGGCCUCGACGCCCUCCACGAUGGAGGCCAAGAUGAGCGAGUGGGCCGAGCGGUUCUCACGCUGUGUGGGCCACAACCUGGCCCCCUUCUUCUCCGCGUGGGGUUGGUGCCUGAGGCCUGGCCUGGAGGCCAAACUGGCCACUCUGGACCCAUGGGAUGACGACCCCAUGGUGGCUCUAGCAGCCCACCCCAACGCUUAGCGGUCGUGAUGGUUGUGGUGAUGGUGGUGGUGGAGGUGGUGAUGGUGGUGGUUGUGAUGGUGGUGGUUGUGA
Messenger RNA from Petromyzon marinus (sea lamprey), 3691 nucleotides. The record is from RefSeq and is a predicted model, not a curated record. NCBI's taxonomy places the organism in Eukaryota, Metazoa, Chordata, Hyperoartia, Petromyzontiformes, Petromyzontidae.